Molecule: messenger RNA, 2225 nt
Organism: Rhincodon typus (whale shark)
Lineage: Eukaryota; Metazoa; Chordata; Chondrichthyes; Orectolobiformes; Rhincodontidae
Product: ADP-ribose pyrophosphatase, mitochondrial-like
Exons: 8
Coding region: 392-1471 (359 amino acids)
Molecular function (GO): ADP-ribose diphosphatase activity
Source: RefSeq, a predicted model, not a curated record
GCCAUGGUGAUCGAAUGCCAGGGAGAUCAAGCGUCAGAGUCUGAGUGUGACCAAGGAUGAGCGUGGUCAGGGAGUGAGAGACUAAGAGUGAGUGUGAGCAGAGAGAGUGAGAGUCUGUGUCUGUGUGUGUCUAGGAGUGAGCGAGCUCUGGGAUCUAGUGAAGUGAUUAGCCAAUGAUUGAGCAGGAGUCUGGUCUUUAGGUUUGGAGGUGGGAGCCUGACCAGUUAAUAUAAACAGGGCUAAGUGUUAGCAUUUAAGGAUCGGGCUGUGACUGUGAGCAGGCUGAGUGUAAAUGUUGUGAAAACAAAAAUUAAAAGUUGUUGGUGUGAUGGGACUGGAAUUAUAUUAGGUGGUGUGGAUGUGAGCAGAAACAUUGUGAAUCUAAGUAAUUAUGAGUUUUCCCAAACGUAACCUAUGGAAGACAAUGAGUGUGUGCGUGGUAUGUACUGCCCUCCUAUGCUGGAUUUGGAUCAGAGACAGUGUCUGCCUUGCCCAGUCUGGUUGGUAUCAGCCUGCAACUUACCCAGUGUGCGACGCCUCACAUCAGAAUACGGGAAGCCUAUCGAUGAUUCACGUCAAGGCACGAAGAUCCCCCUAUCCAGGUUCUCAGGUCCAGCGCUUCCCUGUCCCUGACAGCUAUGUCAGCUGGAGCGUGGCAUGGCCAGAAUAUGAGCCAGUGGAUUACACAGCAGAUAGUAUCCAGGCUAGUCCUGAGUGGGCAGAUCCUGACUACAGGAAGGAAGGACAGUCAGAACAUGGUCCACGAUUCAAUGCACUGGAUGGUAAAAUUGAUCGGAGGAGCUUUCUGGGUUGCUAUGAACUAGGUGAAGACAAGCUGCCUCUAUGUGAUGUAACGUGGGCUAAGGUUAAGGUUAGCCACAUUGGCCGCAAAAAGAAGAAGACAGUUUAUUAUCUGAAAGACAAUGAAUUGAGCAAAGAGAAUGUGUUGCAAGAGCUGGAUGUCCUCAUAUACCAGUCAAGGUGGAAGAGAAAGGCAGGGGAGAAGGUGAUUCAUAAACUAUCCGGUAAACCCAUCCUGCAGUUUGUCACAAUAAAACGGAAGGAUAAUGGAGAAUGGGCAAUUCCUGGGGGAAUGGUGGAUGAUGGAGAGCUUGUGUCAGCAACCCUGAAACGUGAGUUUGGGGAAGAAGCUCUUGAUUCUUUGGCUGCCUCCACCUCUGAGAAGAAUCGCUUGAGGAAACUGUUCCAGAGAAUUUUCAGUAAAGAGAAUUCUAAGGAAGUGUUUACAGGAUACGUGGAUGAUCCUCGGAACACCGACAAUGCCUGGGUGGAAACGGUGGCAGUAAAUUUUCACGAUGAGACAGGGGACAGUGUGGGACAACUGGAUCUGCAUUCAGGUGAUGAUGCUGGCCAUGUCCAGUGGUCUGACAUUGACCAAAGCCUCCAGCUCUACGCCACACACUCUCACUUCCUGAAGAGUGUAACUGAGCUGAGGGAUGCCCACUGGUAGUGAAGAACAGCGAUCAAUAUGGUCCAAGAGACAUUAGCUCAAUGUGAAGUGUACAAAGAAUUAAGAAAAUGGAAGAGGGUAGGGGUGGGUCAGGGAAGAGGGUUGUGGGGUGACAGGGUGUGGAAUGGAGUUAGUGCUUAAUUAUGUGUGCUCAACACAACGUUGUCCAAUUAGAGAUUUUUGGUCAGAGAGCACAAGCUUGGAUACUUGAACCUGACAGGGUCAAGUUCCUAUCUAAUGUGAUCAGGGGCACUCAGUGCUAGUACACAUCCUGGUACAAUGAUGGCCUAGACUGGCCAUUAGCACUUGCUUUAUUGGACUCAUUAAGAGUUACAUAUAUCGGAUGUUGCUAAUCCCUAACUGAAUACUUCCUUAAGGUUCCUCUCAAACCUUUAAGGUAAAUUGCACAUUCUGAGUCAGAUUCUGUGUUACUAGAUUGGAGUAUCGAUCGUUCAUAAAGAAUGACCCUAAGAUGUUGUCCACUCUACUCCUUCAUCCUUUGCAUUCUGUCUCUCUCUUUCCUCUGUCACUUGUCCCUGUCCUCUACCAUUAUCUCCCAAUCAUCCUUGUUUUUCACCCUCCCUUUUUCCAUUUAUUACUAAUCAUGUUUUGAGGAAAAUUGUAAAGAAGUUCUCAAACAAUUCAUUUAAUUGUCAAAGAAUAAAAGAAGUCAGUUUCUGACCCACUAUUAAAAGCAAAUGUUGAACAGUGAAAGCACAAAACCAUCUAUUAAAGUAUCCUCUGUGUACUCAGA